Messenger RNA from Limulus polyphemus (Atlantic horseshoe crab), 7680 nucleotides. Its product is annotated as zinc finger protein 239-like. The transcript has 4 exons. The coding region runs from base 1896 to 3296 and encodes 466 amino acids. Gene Ontology annotation, biological process: regulation of transcription by RNA polymerase II. The record is from RefSeq and is a predicted model, not a curated record. Gene Ontology annotation, molecular function: DNA-binding transcription factor activity; RNA polymerase II cis-regulatory region sequence-specific DNA binding. NCBI's taxonomy places the organism in Eukaryota, Metazoa, Arthropoda, Merostomata, Xiphosura, Limulidae.
GUAAAAAUGGCUUCUACUCCUGAGCAUGUUGUUUGUACACCGACUUUUGUUUUUCCAGCAGCCUUUCCAGUUUAUCUCCAGCAUAUAGCACAUGUACUGCUGUAUAUGCAUCAGCUGUAGAUACAGACUCUGUCUUCCAAGUCAAUAGAUUUUGAAGAUAAUUUACAGGUAAUUGUGCAACAGCCUCUGUUCAGACGAGGAAAAACCACUGCCAAACUAACUUGUAUGACAGUUUAAGACUGGUUAUGUUACAAUGAUGAAAAACAGAAAUUAUAUUGCUAGUUUUGCAUAAAGGCAAGGCCAGCUGUUGCAGGGAAACAUUAUUUUAUUUCUGGAAGUAGAGCAAAUGGUGCCAGUGUUAGUAUGGGAGUUACAGGAGGGUAGGUGCUCUCUUGGAAAGUGAGAUUGGACAGCAUAUUAUGUAAUUUCAUUGCUUGCCAUAUAAGCUUGAAUUGGCAAUGUCAAGUGCCCAAGGAUUAGUUCCAAUGAGUGAGAAAGUGUGUGAUUUGUAGUUGGUGUGGAAAACCUACCACUUCAGCUCAAAAAGUAAAUGCAAUUUGAAAGCCUUUGGAGCUGAGUUAAGCUGCACAAUUAGGACACCUUUGGCUAUUUAUUGGGCAUUGUUUUCUUUUUCUUCAGUUAAAUUAUGAUAAUCUUGCUGUUGGAUAGGGAUAGUAUACUGCUGUGCCUCUUCACAUGAAUGUUUUCCAGAAACACAGAUGUUAAGGGAAGAGCAAAGCAUGCUGUCCAGGAAGUAGAAAAACUUGAUUUUGUAGGGUUUUGUCAUUUUUGACAUAUCUUUUCAGAGGUGUCAAAGUUUAGCCUUACAUUCUAGAAGAAUUGUUUUGCAGCCAUUGAGAACUUUGUUUUGACAAUAAAAAUCUGAAUGAAAAGCCAUUAAAAAUGACAAACUAGAGAAAUUUUUGGAACAUGUGAAUUCUAAACCCCAGGCAGGUGCAUAAUAGCAGGAUUGUUUAGAAAGCAAGAGGGGCAGAGCCUCUAGCAGUAGCUUUUCCAAAAUAACUUAGACUUAGACUGAAAAACAGUCAAGGUAGGGGUGGGGCCUGUGUCCAUAUGUGGCAAAAUAUUUGAGAUUUUCACAGAAUAAAAGGUUUCAUAAGAACCCAGUGUGAUAAAGUGUUUGAAAAUUUGUUGCCAUUAUGCAUGGCUUGAUGGUCUUGUUAGCUUUGGAGAUGAGCAGUUAGAAAUCUUACUGAAUUUUACAGUGACCUUUUAGAAAAGAAUGUAUUCAAUGUUGAUGCAGUUCAAGCAGAAUACUUAAAACUUUGGUCAAAGGUCAGUUUACGAAUAAAUUUUAUGGUGAUUUAUGGGAGGUCAUACUAACAAAAGAGCUGUCUUGCACAGAUAUCAAAAAUCUUCUAGAUACUUGUGUUGCUGAUAUGAGCUGCCCAAUUUGAAUGGGGAUUUUCUGCACAAAACAAUUACAUCCAAGCUACGCAACUCACUUAACUUGGUUAUGGUUGAAGAUCUUGUAAGAAUCAGUAGAGCGGACCCUUCACAUGAACUAUUUGACCCAGAGCCUUGUGUUAAGUGCUGGCUUUGGUUGAAUAAAAGGAGUUGAAGACCAAACUACACUUCCUGGCCAGGUGAUGUAGACAUCUUAACUGUUGGUGACACUGGCUAAGACUAAUGAAUAAGAAAGAUUUCAUAGUUGCAUAUAGUUCCCAGGCUUAAGUCAAGGCCAAGUUCCAACUAAUUUGGAGUACUGAGUUAGGAAACAUUAUCAAAAAGCAAAAGUAAGGAAUUCACUUUUAAAGCAUUAAAGAUUAAGAACAACAGCAUGAAGAAGAAGGACAGAUGUAUUGGCAGAACAGCAGAUAACCCAGAGAACAAGAAAGGCAGACUAAGUCAGAGUCAGACUGUAUUGAGAAAGAAUGAGGCAGCACAGGAAACAAAGUUUUGACCCACAUUCACAUAUGGCAAAUUUUCACCCAAAUAGUGGACCCUCAGCAAUAUGUCAUCAUCUAAAAUCUCAAGAAGUCCAAAAAAUCAAGACUACUAGUCAUGGUUCAGAUGUAAAAACCCAUACCCUUUUUGUUAACAAUGACUAUGCCACAACUAGCCAAAACUUUUUGGUGGCUGCUAAAGGUGUUCCUACAUCUGCUGCUUUCCCAUGUGUUAAUCCAUCCAAAGUGGUUUCUGCAGCAGCAGCUGUAGAGAAACAGGAAGACAUGAAAGACAAGUCAUGGCCCUGUCCAGCAUGUCAGGUCCCUUUCAAGACAGCAUCUGAACUCCAAGCUCAUCUUUCUCAUCACACAAAAGAUGAUAGAACAGCUCCUUGUGAAACCUGUGGUAAGCUAUUUAUUUCAGCAGAGAGAGUCAGAAUUCAUGUGCGUGCAGUUCAUGGAAAAAAGUCUUGUUCUUGUGACAUUUGUGGCAGUGGUUUCAGCUACCGUUGUAAGUUAUUGGACCACAUGCGAACCCACACAGGAGAUAAGCCAUUCCACUGUGAUGUCUGUGGAAAGAACUUUUCCCAAAAGAAUCAUUUGACUCGGCAUUCUAUGAUCCAUACUGGAGAACGUCCUUACCCCUGUGAUUUUUGUGGAAGAGGUUUCUACCGGAAAGACAAGCUAUCCCGGCACAGACGUAUACACACAGAAAAGCUUGAGGUUCACAUGCCUUCAUCACAAGGAGAAAAGCCCUGCUCUUGUGGCAUAUGUGGAAGUGGUUUCAGCUACCGUUGCAAAUUAUUGAACCACAUGCGAACCCACACAGGAGACAAACCAUUCCACUGUGAUGUUUGUGGAAAGAACUUUUCCCAGAAAAACCAUUUGACACGGCAUUCUAUGAUCCAUACUGGGGAACGUCCCUACCCAUGUGAUUUUUGUGGAAGAGGUUUCUACCGGAAGGACAAGCUGUCCCGGCACAGACGUAUACACACAGGUGAGAAGCCUUAUAUAUGUUUAGCCUGUGGUAAGUCAUUCUACCGCAGAGAUAAGUUAACACGUCAUAUUAAAAUGCACAGUGGGGAAAAGCCUUUUAUGUGUGCCAUCUGCGGAAAAAGAUUUGUUGAAGAAAGAGAUCUGAAGAGACAUAAGUGCCCUACUCGUCACUUGAACAAUAUUACUACCAAAUGCCAGAUGACAACCCCAUGCUCUGGGAUCCAGCAACAGGAGUUUGACCAACAGCAGCAGUCUGACCAUCCUAAGCAGCAAUCUGAACACCCCCAACAAGAGCAACCAAGUUAUCACACAACAGACAACACAGAUCAUACCAAGUCCCUGGACCAAAGUUUUGAAACUCAGCCCUUUCACAGCCUUUCCAAUCAAACUUGAUUGGCUGUAUUCUUAACUAGGGAUUCACUGAGUAGCUUCAGCAUACUCUGGUAGUGUUGCUUAUCAACAACCUUGUAUAUGAUUACAUUCCUUUUUUCCUAUUUUUCUUCAUUCAAUCUGUUAGAUGAGAACUUGUUAUUCUGCAUAGAAAUUACCUGGGAAAGAAAUGCACAUCUAGAAAUUUAUUUUUAGUUAUAACAAUUAGUGAGUAAUGGAUUUCAUCCCACAAUGCUUAUAAUCAAGAAAGUAGGCAAUUUUCGAUAAAAAAAAUAAAUUUUAAGAAAAAAAAAGCGUAGUAUUUUGUUAACUGUUUUUGUUCUUAAUUUUUGGGCUUCUUAUACACUUCGUAAUAUAUGGUAUAGUGGUUUUUGUUAGUAAAUUGUUAUUCAAAUACUUGUUAGAGCUAGUUAUUGUAGUGGUUUAUAUAAUGUUGUUAUACUUUUGUUGUAAAGAUUUAUUAUGUUUUAUUCACCAUGCAUUAUAAAAUCUUAUAUUUUACAUUAGUAAUGGUUUGAGUUAAAUAAUGCAAUAUGUUUUCUGGAAAUAUGACUUUUAUAUUCUGAAAGUUUUUAUGUUUGAUUGAACAUGCAGGCCAAAUAUGAGUAGUUCACCACUCCUGACAAGGCUUUAUCUUUGAGAUAUCCAUAUUGUUUGAAUACACACAUAUUUUGUGUUAGAAACAUGGAAGAAUAGGUGCUUAUAUUAAUUUCUGCAUUUUAUCAUUCAAGUUUGAAAAAGAAACUUACUAUUGGUAAUGGGCUAUUUUUGGCACAUUGAAGUUCAAAGUUGUAGAAUAGUUGUAGUGAAAUAUAGUACAUGAAGUAUUUUAAAAAUAAUAUUACAGUCAUAAUGGGUACAUUUGUCUUAGGGGUAUUCCAUUUGCUUACCAUCACAGGUUUUACCAAUUCCCAUUAACUCUUAUAGAUUAAAUAAAAUCAACUGUUUUACAAGAUUUUACACAAAAUUAAUUUAACAAUAAGCUGUACUUUAAUUAAGUUAAGUUUGUAAAUUUCAUCACAAUAAUACUAAUAUUUUACGACAUGUAUAUUAUUUUAUUGUACAUUAUUCUCUCUUGUUGAAGGAAACAAGGUAUUUGUUUUAGCAAGAUUUAAAUAUACUGCAUAUCUUUUACUUUUGUACUUGGAGUUUAAUUUUUUAAUAUGAAAUGUUUCACUAGCACUGAAAGAAGUCCUCACUACACUGAUAUUUACCAUUCUGGCUUUAAAAGUUCUUGUAUAACCUAAAUAACUGUAAAAUAGUAGUUAUCACUGCCCAUAUUGGUCCCACGUUAUGUCAAGCAAACUGUAAUAUGUAAAUAAUGUAGUGAAUAAACAUUGAUAUACAACUUAAAUUAAUACACAAAAACUUGUAAAAUUAGUAUGUAUUUACUUUGGUGAUAAUAUGGCUGGAAUGGUAAAAAUUGCCCUAUUUUAAAUGCCAAAGCUUAAUUUUUUUUUUUAUGUUCAGAUAAUUAAAAGUAAACAGGCUAAAUUUUGGAGACAUUCUGUCUUUUCUGUCAGGAAUCAUUUUGAGGAGUUUGUUUUUGACCCAGUAAGUAACACAGGAUGUAUUUAAAAAGAUAUGAUUUAGUCCACGAGUCAGAUAGGGUGAUCGGUACCAUCUGGGGAGGCAAAGUUGCAUGGUUAUAUUUUAAAGGUUUAAGUAUCUAUACAGACUGUUUGGGCAUGAUAGAUAUCUGGCUAGAGUAGCUUUUUAUUAUAUUUUUUCGCUGCUUUUAUAUGUAUACCCUAUGUUCUGUGAUUUGAUAAUUUCUGGAUUAUUUGAAGUAAAUGUCAUCUCUAAGUGUUAGUACUUACUUUUGUAUGAUUUGCUUCAAACUUAGCACCAAAUCAAAUUGUGUGAUGACAAAAGGACUAUGAAGUUUUAUGUUGAUAUUUGCUAUAACUUGGGAAUUAUUAGGUGAAACAAAAAUCUACAAUUAUAUUUCAAAAGUUCAUAAAAAUACACAUUUCAAAUUCAACAUCUCACAAGAUUUGUGUGAAAAGAUCAAUUUGAAGCUUAUAUCCAUACCAAACAUCCAUACAGCAAAGACUUUUUCUAGUAAAAAAUUAAUUACCUUGUCAAAUAUAUAUUGUUUCAAUUGAAUUUCAUAUUAAAAAUGUUAUAUAAAAUAGUCACAAUCAAAAAUAUUUCGAGAACCACAAAAUGGUAUACUGGAAAAUACAAUCUACAUUUAUAUGUAAACAUUUAGUACUUGAACUUGUUAAGAACAAGAUCUUUGCACUUAUACUACUGUCAUCACAAUUAUCUUCAACACUAUAAUCAUAAUCAUCUUCUUCAUUCUGGUCAUCCACUUCAGCAUCACAGAUAUGCUUUUUUUAUAUUGUCGUCACCAGGUUGUUGGUUUGUGUAUGCCUGAAGCCUAUACAUUUCUGUCUAUGGUAAUCUGUUAUUAAUACAAACAGGGACCUACUGUACAAAAACAGGAACAAUCACAUCUCAUCAGCUCAAGUACAACUUUUGUUGUUGGGGGUCCAGUCAUCCAAAGAAUGUCUAAAUUUCCUUCAGAGUUAGCUCUGACUUUUGUGACUUGUGGGUUUAGGUAUGUCAGGCUCAGAUUCUAAUGCCUUUCUCCAAAUAUUGGCUUGGUAAUUUGCCCACAAUGCAUGUUGGAAGAGAUGGUCUCUGCAAGGGGGAAGCUGGCUGGAAUCUAAUUUAUCUCUUUUGGCAAUAAAAAUUUUGAUAAUGACAUUGGUUUACAUCUGCAGUUUAAUUAGACAGAGCAUACAAGUUCUUCCAACUUUAAAAAAAAAGCUAAUCAGAAAGUACCCAGGAAUGGCCAAGUUCCCUCUGUUGAUAUGUAGGUGCAUUUUUCACCAACAUUAGUGCACCUGUCUUUCCUUUGUCACCAAAUGCACUGGUAUUAUCACAGUCCAGAAAUGUGUGAAGGUCAAUCAAACCAAAACAUACAUAUGCACCAAGAAAACCAACAACUUUGGUGAUGUCCUUGUAUUUUUUGUGGUUUUGUGUUCCAGAUUUGACACACAUAGGGCAAUGGAUGUCUUUGUUGAAACUCAAACAAAAAAGAGAACAUCUGUGUUUUCUGCUAAUACAGUGAUAGUUUUGUAACCUGCUUCUGUGGCGUGUGCAGUGUGUAAAAUCAUACAAGUGUCUGCCUCUUCAUGAGAUGACUUGAGGUCAUCUAUCAUCAUUAUGUUAACUUUGGUCAACUUGAAACAUGUAGUUCUUUGUAAGGUAUGUUGCAGUAUUUUUUCUUUCACUCAGUCGUCAGAAAUGUAAUAAGACUAUUUGUUUUGUGAGCUACACAAUAAUUUCCUCCACUGUUGUACUUUAUGACCUGCAGCAAGGCUCUUGAAUUACAUGCCAAAGUUAGACCCUCUUAAUAGAUGUUCUAUGACACACAUCAAAAAUGACAUCAAUCCUAUGACUAAGUGUGCCUUUGUGUAAAAUCAUUGACAGCGCAUAUUCUGCUAGUUCCACAAAGGUUGUCUCCUUUCAUCUUCUGAAUAAUACACAUUCCAUCGAUGAUGCAGGUGGAUGCUCCUGCUAUAUUUUCUGCUGGUGACAAGUUCUUCAUUACUUAACAGCCAAAAGCUGCUUUGUUGGUCUUCCAUGGUGAUCCAUCAAAAGUGGGUAGCGACCAUGGAAUUGGACCCAGUGGAUGCAUGAGUACCUCUUUGAUUUUGAGGUUUCUGUUCUGUGUAAUUAUAAUCAUGUUGCUGAACAAAUCUCUAUCUGCAUUAAGUUGCACUUUGCCAGUUGUUUUUGUAUAUUCUUUUCUUUUGUUGAGGUCAGAGAACAUCUUCAGCUUUUGUUUGGUCAUUUUGUCAUGAAAUUUAUGAAGGCAUCUUCAUCAAGGUGAUUAUUUUUGAAUUCUUGGUAUGCUUUUUCUCCUAAUUCUUGUGCAUGAGGGAGUUGAUCUGUAACAUCAGAAUUUGCUGCUUUGCCUGUUGACAGACUGACCAAGUCCAUUUUUUCUCCAAAAGGAUUCACCCAUUUGUUUUCCAGCAUAUCAACUAUAGCAUCAACAUAAGCACAGUCUUUUCAGAUCCUUGAUGCCUCUAGGUCUAUGGGAGAAAAUUUUUAACUGUGUAGUUGUGUCAUAGCUCUCAUUUGCCUGAGACAUGUCAUCCUGUACUCUGCUAUCAUGUGGUAUUUGGUGGCUCUAUUGGGAUGAAAACUGAAACCUUUGGUGCCACCUGGGGUUUCAGUGUCCUUAUUUACUGUUUCUUCCAUCACCUGAUCCACUGAAAUUUUUCCAAAUGGAUUCUGAAAUCGUAGCUGAACUGAGAACCCUCCAGCCUUGAAAUGAGUGAAGACAGGUGAAUGCUUGUUCAGUAGUUGUUGCAUGCAAGGCCAGCGCAACACUUCAAGGUGCCCUUGGUCAAAAAUAAUGAUUCAG